GUACGCCUAUUAUUUGUACGGCAGCCAUUAAGCUGAGCAGCAUAUGCAGCGUCCUCAUACAAGCAAAUUCCGUAAUUUAGUAACUGCCGUACCUAUUGGUUUUGCUCGCCGCAUUUGUUUGUGUCUUCAUUACACUAAAUCAACUCGCACCACCUCUGCUGCUACAGUAGAACUUGGCCGGGCGUGAACUUAUUCGUGCACUGAAUCCACUGAUACGAGUCCUACAACAGCUCCGAAGAUGUGGAUUUUUUUGGUGGCUCUGUAUUUAUUCGGUACACUUAACGCUGUUUUCGGUGCUUUCGUUGUUAAACAACCGCGCGAUACUGUAGUGGUAAGCGUAUGCUCGUUCGACGAUGGUGAUACGUGUGGAUGGGGUCCAGUGGAUGGUUUGCGUCCAAACUACCAGUGGAAUCUGAUCUCCGCUUCCAGCCCUGCAUUUGAUGUUAAUCUGGCGAUCCCGGUAGAUGAUUUGACGCAGGCCGGUUCCGGACUGUUCCUCUACUUCAACACGAGUGCCACUCCCGCGCGCGGAACGAUACUUACCAAGGAAUUCAUCCGUCAAAGCCCGGACGAUGCACUGUGCCUGAAAUUUUGGACAUAUAUGAAGGGCAGUAAUCCGGGUGACCUGUAUCUUAUGAUAACCGGUGGGAACGGUGGGUUGAUAUCCAAUCUGGAGAUGUUUGCACUUCCGGGCCGGGAAACGCGCCAGUGGGAGCAGCAAAUGGUUCAAAUGCCCGUGGGAGUGGAUACCAUGAAAGACUUCACGCUAACGUUCGAAGGUAGACACGGGAUUUUCGAAGGUCAUGGUGGCAUUGCCAUGGAUAAUAUAUCGACUACUCCUGGACUAUGCCGAUAAACUGGCCCUUCUCACUCCAUGUAGUGAAGGUCUCGUUUAAAUGGGAAGAAUAUCGGUUUGCAACAGAAGUUUGCAUUCGGUUUGAAAAUUGGAGUGUAACGGCGUUAUUUUGUUUUUGGAAACUAGGCAGUAAAACUGUCUUUUAGUUUAUCACUCGCUUCUUCUUAAGUUAGGAGGAAAAGCCGGUGUUGUCUUACAGUCAUGUUGAAUUAUCUUUUAGUACUACUUAUUAAUUUGCAUACGCGUAAAGCGUUUGCAUUCUGUAUAUCUAGACAAUUUUUUUAACAUAUCGAAUGGUUAUCUUUACAUUGAUUGGCUUUGAUGACCGGAUGUAAACAGCUACGAAGUUUCCAGCUAACUUCCAAACACAUCUGAUGCUGUGCC
Messenger RNA from Paramacrobiotus metropolitanus, 1240 nucleotides. RefSeq names its product meprin A subunit beta-like. The record is from RefSeq and is a predicted model, not a curated record. The coding region runs from base 239 to 856 and encodes 205 amino acids. The transcript is spliced from 4 exons. NCBI's taxonomy places the organism in Eukaryota, Metazoa, Tardigrada, Eutardigrada, Parachela, Macrobiotidae. Gene Ontology annotation, cellular component: membrane.